ACGAAGAUUUUAUCACGCACACCUCGCACACCUCGAGUCAGUGGUCCUCUAAAGGUAAGUUUUCUAAGCUCUAUCUCCAAGUUGUUGACAUCUUCUUACAAAAGGAUGAGUCCGGUAAACUUUUAUGUUAGCUAUUGUUUAGACCUUAUCGUAUCUACGGUGUGUAGGAACAGUGCCAAUAUGAUUUUUUAAGUGAGUAACGAAGGGCCAUUUAGUGAAAAGGUAGUCAGUGACACGUUUGGCAUGAAGAAUGCAACUUGGUGGGCUUUUUAACCGUCCUCAGCUCUCAAGAAGAUAAAAUCUAAUGGUCUUUAAGAGUCUCAAGAAACAGGUGGGUUUCAGUAAGUAUCUAAGACCAUUCUUUUAAAACAUCAUCAGAGGCAGGUUCUCUUACUCUAGCUUAUGAAAUUCAAAAAUUUCUACCAGUCUUUUAUGACUGUACGCGAAGAUCUCCAUGCGUGACAAGCUUAGUAGUGAAAUCUGCAAUACAUAGGGAUUGGUACAAAGCUGAGGGAACACUUUUCAGCUUCAAACCUUAAUGAUGAGUUUUCAUUAAACGUUAAUUUUAGAUAAAAUCUCUUCAUUAGGAAAAUGCACACGUGGAAUAGAUAAGAUCAAACUAUCUUGCUUUUUUAUCUAAAUGGUAUUUACACGAGAAGCACUUAACUCUGAUGAAGUCUAAGGUUGUUCUCUUUGAGCAUAAUACAGAUUACGUAUACUAAUGCACACUUUUUUUGGCGGCCUUUACGCUUUGCAUUUUUCUUGAUUUAAACAUUUACCAGGAGGAUUAUUAAUAAAGAGAAUAAGAGAGAUAAUAAGUUGUUUUUUACGUGUAUUUACUCACCUUAAAAUCGUAAAUAUUUUUUAAUCUCAUGUUUGAUGUUCUGUAUUGGUUUCCGCAGUCCAGGGUUUGAUUACACACCACCCAUGUUUUCUUACAUAAUACUUUAAGAGGAAGUAUGUUUGCCGACUUGUAAGCCAAAUCCUGCUUUCUAAAAUUAAUGUUUAGUUUGACCGGAUCAAUGACAGUUUAUUUUGGCAAAAGCAUAGGCAACUGUUGGACUUUGAUGUCCAUUUUUCUCCUUAUAGUUAGGAAUCCUGUGGCACAUUAGUUAUCUUUUUUUCCUCUUUCCAAAUUUGCAAUAAAUCUUGCCUAAAAUGGAAACAACCACAAACUGAAGUCUACAAAGGUUAAGUACACAGAGAAGGACGAAGAUACUAUAACAUAAAAAAGAUUAACGCCUUAGCAAAAGAGUAAAUUUGAGAGAUUGAAAAAACCCCAAAGUAAACUCUCUAUGAUUUGAAAAUGGCGAAAUCUAUCCUCAUAAUAAAGAGAAGAUGGCUCUUGAUACCAUGCGUAUCCUGCAUUAAUAUAAACAGGUGUUUUCGGGUGUUGUUUCAACUAAUUGCCCUGCUUUCCAAAUUACUCAGUUGGUGGGACAAAUGUGCCAAGUUGUGUCUUAUGCAAACAGUUUCGCGGUUGGAAACCGGAAACAGAAUUAUCAGUCUGCAGUCAAAUCAAUAAUCUAAUUAAAUAAAAAAAAAAUGAUUACAAGAUUAUAAUUGAUUAAAAUGGGGUUUAAAAAAAUUGGUUGACUCAAUCGAGAGGAAAAAACAGGCUAUCUAGACACAUAGAUAGAGAUAAUUAAGACUAAUUGAGUAUGACGGACGAAAUUAAAGACCGUCGUCCAGCGAAAUUUGUGAUUUUCAGUUCAAAGAAGUUUUCUCGUCAAAAUUAAAAACAUAAGACUUAGGAUGUAAACAGUGAGAUAUAAAUAGAAAACCUAGUCACACAGGCCGUAGUUUACCAAAACUCGACAGCAUUUAGUUACAACUAUAUGUAUACGUGAAUGAUUAUCAAAUGCUGGCCUUUUAGGCUUUGUUCCGAGCUAACUGGCAUUAACAACAGUUGGAUACAGGAGAAUGAAGUGGAGGAAAACUGGCACUAAUCUCCUCUUGCGCCAAGGUUGCCUGAGAAAAAAGCGUUAUGUGAUUUACAUGAAAUACAACGAGAUCUCGUCCUUUUAAAAGACUGCUAAAAUCGCGAUAAGAAGAAGUCUUUUUAAGGCGAAAAGUACGCAAAAGAUGAUGAAAUUGAAAUAUUUUAAUUUACUUUGAUACAAUGUAUGAAGGUGAUAAGGUUAUCGCUUUGUGAGGUACUAUACUCAAUUUACUCUGAUGUAAUCGUGAUAAGAUUAUCGCAUCGCUGUUUACAGCGCUUUUUUAGAUCAUUAUCAAAUAAUUAUCAACGGUAAGUUUUUUUUAAUGCGCAUUACUUUGUUUGUAAUGGGCUUAAAAUCAACUUGAAGAGAAGACAUUUCAAAUUAAGUGACAAUUUUUGAAAUUUUUUAAAGGCCGAUCGUGCAUAGUCAUGAAGAGACUAUUGGAUCGUUAUCCCUCCCUGAAUUGGGGGAGGCGAGCAACCUUCGCUAGGUCACCUCUCAGAAUGAUUUCAUCAGGUUUUCUUUGUUGGCACUUAUUAAUGCUCUAAGAUGGAGAGAGGCGUUGUAAGAAAAAUAAGCCUUAGCUAAGGUUUAAACCCACCCACUGUUUAGCGUCGGCUGAGUUUUUUUUCUAAGAUUUUAUUUGAAGCAAGAGGGGACUUUUUUCCUCAACGGGAUUGCUUAGCCCAAGGGAAGUUCCUCAGUUUUGUCCGUUUGGUGGAAAAUUAAGUCUACGUUUACAUCAUGCCAGGUACGUCAGUCACCUCUAGUGGAGACUUUGAAAGCUGCUUUAAAGAAAAAUUAAUACUAAAAGAACUUUCGGGAUGAGAAUGCUUCCCUGAAAAUCUUAGAAAGAUUGCGCCCUUGGAAACCAUACUAUGCUUUUAGCAGUCAAUUCGUGAGGACAAGUGUAAAAGGAAAAGCGUGACAUACGAGAGACAAAAAAAAAAAAAGAGGGAACCUACCCCAUGAAAUUAAAUGGCUGUUUUCUCUCAUUCCCUCAUUUGCUUAUCUCCGAUUUACCUGAAGUCUGUUACGGGCCGAGAUAUUCUGAUACUAACUGUCAUCGCAUCAUGAGGUAGAGAUCCUGUACCUGUGCAGAAGACAUCAUGUGAAUGAUGAAGACCACACUUACCAAAUUAGAAUUAUCGCUUUAUCGGGAGACCUCAAUGUCAUUGUUUUUUUCUACAGGAGACCUCAAUGUCAUUUUUUUUUUCUACAGGUUAUGGUGAAAAAAAAAAUAUAUGUUCGAUUUCAUUUUUCUUUUAAUUGCUUAAAGAUUUCCCCUGAAAAAUUGAAGUUGUUGUAAUUAAUAGCUUAUCGAUAGAAAAGGCGGCGUAAGCGAUUUUGCCGACGUGACUGUUGGCAAACUAACAUAGAGAAGUUCUUGCAAUAUAAUGCAAAGGUUUCUAUUUUACGACUUCACUUACUAGCAAGGAAUGUCCUCAUUGACUCGGUAACUUCUGUUACUAACAUGAAAAAAGAGAGAUACAUAUAACUGCAUCAUAAUCUUCAAAGUCUGAAUUAAAAACAUAAAUGAUUCAUAAGAAACUUUCUUAAAGUUUAGCAAAAAGCAGUCCUAAGAGUAAGCGUUUCAUUGUCGAAGCUGACUACAAAGUUGGAAGGUUUAGUACCUUACAGAUACAGACCACUGUGCUUUUAGGUCAGACUUCGGUAAGAUCUAAUGAAGAUUGUUAUCGCAAAUGUUUCACCUCCAAUAAUCUCAAAAUAAAUUUCAAUUUCAUCUGUAAUAGGACUGCCAAGUAUGAAUUUUGAACUUUGCAAUCUUUUUUCAGAUACCUAGAACCAAUUUGAUAUCUUUAUCAGGGUAGACUCAAUUGAAGAGCACCCGAAAUAUUUCACCUACGCCUUAGUUUGAUCGUGACAGUGAUAAAACCUACUGGAGUCAUUUAAACCUUGAAGUGUGGUUUUUAAGUAACAUAAGAAAACAUGUUAUAACUGAAUCUAAAUUACCUCCUGAUCUAAGUGUUUUAUGGCGAGGAAGUGAUGCAAAUAUUGUUAAUCAUCAUGUAUUAACCAGCUAACUGUAGCGGUACUAAAUUGAUAGUAUCUUUGAUCAAACUCCUGAUUGCAAAGAAAUUGCUAGAAGCAUUAAGUGUGUAAUUUCCCGAAUGGAACCAAGGAGCCAUCAUUAUUGCGAGACUCGUCGGUUAACAGCAGCCUUGGCGGCUGUUAGGACUAUACUGGAGUGUUAGAUGUUAGAAACACUUAUUUAGCUCUUUCAACGGUUGGUCACUACUUUGGUACGUAAGUGUGUUGUGUAUUUUGCCGAUAUCAGUAUCUGUUACACAUUUGGCGAAAGUGGCGCCGUCACUCAUUGUUGUCUCUGUGUUAGCACAUUUACUGUACAGCUUCAAUGUAACUAGUAAUUGAUGUCUAGGUCUACUGCUUUGCCAAGUGUGCUUAUACCGAGUCUUGUCCGACAUCAAUGUACCUCCUUUCUUAUCGCGUAUGUUGUCUCAGUUUUAGUCGUAAAGAAUACGCACACGUAGUUCUUUAAUCAUGUAACCGAUCCCGAGUAAAAAAAAGAAGCAAGAAAGAAAGAAUAUAUCAGGUAUUAGAUACAUCAUGGAUGAUGGGCUCCUGCCAGCAUGAAGAGAAAAAUUACAAAAAAACAAGGGCAAUUCUAAUUACAUUUACGAUAUACUAGCGCACAGUCCCUCAUCAAGCUUUUGUAUUUCUGUUGGUCAUUUUGUUUCAAUGCCCUUAAUCCUCGUCUAUCCAUUUCCCCACCCCCCCCCCCCCCUCCUUCCCUCCCAGCCUUCGUUUCACUCCUCUCCCCUGCCAAAAAUUUAUGACUUUGGCGUUUAGGAAUAUUAUUUAUGAUAGGAACGAGAGAUAAAGACACUGGCGAAACCCUUAAUUGUACUGUUCCUUAUCAAACACCUCUCCACUCUUUCAAAUGAGCUUGGUAUCAAUGAACCAUUGAAAGAUGUAUCUCUAGGGAUUGUAGAUUCCAAUGAAAAAGUAUCAUUGUUCUUUUGGAUUAUUUGACCCCAUAAACAGUCAGCACUGAAUUACACAUAAUUAUGAAGCACACAAAUUUAAUUAUAAAGAUGCCAGGUGAUAGAGACAGCGAGUAAAGAGCACAUUUGAUUAACAGCAAUGACCUCCCACUCAGAACACUGCACGAAAGUAAUUUAACAACAAUGAAGGUGUUCGAUAACACAAAUUAAUUUACCAUAGGAAUUUCGUGGGCGUAUCUAACUAGACCUUCUUUCAGAUAAAUGGAAUUUCCCUUAUGCCUGUGAUAGAUAAUAAUAUGGACACGGAAAGUGGAUGGACAAGUCCAUUAAAUGUAUAGUAGGAGUCUAAGUGUUCUUGAUUGGAUCUAAAAAUACGGUUAUCGGUGCUAGGCACAACAUGUACAUCUACACUUGUCGAAGUAGGGAUGGUGCAGUACAGAAUAAAGAUUCAAUAUAGUCAAUAGCAAACGCAAAUUUAAAUAUCGUGCUUUUAAAAGAUAACAUUAGUGAAGGCUUCAUGGUAGAAACAACGCCUAUGUCGACGUCAAAAUCUCACGACAUGGCUUUAUCCCCAGGUUGUAAGUUUUAACAGUACGAGGAUAAGAAAUUUCCAAUGAGAAGGUCAUGAACGCCCAAGAAGUAACAAGCUUCUUUGUGGGUUCUCCAAUAUUUUUUUUCGCAUACUUAAGCGGUGAAUAUCAGUCUCUGGUGAAGGUCAUGAACGCAAUCAUUCUAAAAACAAAUACCGCAUUGAGGAGACGAAACAGCAGAGGCUAAGGAUAGUUUCACCUGCAGUUUUCCCUUCUUUUUCAUUUUCUCACAACUUUCCUAUUCUUCAUCAUGUUGAACAAUGAAAUGCAACAAACCUGACAGAAAACUUUUUUCAACAGCUGGAAGCUGUUCUACAUUCAUUAAAUCUGCAAUUCAUUAUUGAUUGAUUCAUUAAAUCUGCAAACCAGUGUAGCUUCAAACUAUGUCUGAUUGUCCACCUGGUUGCCGUGUGAACUUUAAUAUAUUUUAGCUGGAAGCUCUUUGAUAAAAGAAAAUAUUUCAGUUUUGAGUUUCUCUCCAGACUAAUCAGUGCAAAGAGGUUAUCUGCGAACGUGCUUUAGUUUCUUAGCCUUAGAUAAGGAUCGAAUGAAAUCUUUGGCGAACUGUUAUGACUUUUGACCCGUUUUUCUUUAUAACAUUUUGAUAGAUAUUUGGUUGGAUUCGACAUUAUCCAAACUAUUGAUCCCGACAUCGAGGAUGCUUUGUUUUGAAGUUAGCAUACAGGCAAGGGGAGCUUCCCGAAAAAAGCUUUAUAGGUUUUCGUUUUAGCUGUUAUCAUGCGCUAACUGGGUCGCCCCACUCGGAAAAAUUUGACAGCCUCUCUUAAUCGAAGUGAGAACUUACCUCGAUGAUAUUAGCGUAUGUACCUAUUGCUUAUCCAGAUGAAAACUUCAGACAGUUUAUUAAAAUCAUGUUUUAACUUUAUUCUAAUUUCAAUAAGGAUAUCAUCAGACACGCGUCAGCUGUAGUCAUAUCUCUAAAAGUUAUUUCGCCCGCUAGGCCAAUUUUUUUUUUACCAUAAAAUACGUGCCUUGCCCUGAAAGCCAAAUAACAUGGUAUUUAUGAGUUCAGCUUAUAAUAAACCGCGCUAUCAAUCUGAGAUGAUACGAGAAUAAGUAGAGGUGAGCACGCCAAAGAUAAAAUAAAACUGAAAGGUGAUAUUUCUUGAGUUGGUUGAUUAUGGAGCAAUUAGGAUAUUGCCAGAAAUUCCAUCACACAAGACAAUUGCUACACAACAUUGUCAACCUUGAUAUCGGAAAGGUGUCUGUUUACUACUAGGGAGCAACAACACGGUUCCAAAUCCAUUUCCACUGCUCCAUUUUCAUCAUUUUAUAUUCCUUUGCUCAAAUGGUUCACGAUGUUAUCUGAUCGAUUCGCAAGCUAUCUAUCUUCUAUCUAACAAUUACAACAUGGUUAGUUUUAACAAGUAGUUACUUAAGAUUAGAUUAGAGAGUUACAUAAACAUUUUAUUUGGAGUGAUGUAGAUAUGCUUCUUCUGGGUUGUUUCUAACAAGUACCUCUUUAUAUCGCUUCGGUUACGGUAUCGUUUCCUGCAUGUGUAAUGGUUAACUGUUCCAUAGUCUGUCCUAAGCUUUAAAGACAACACGUAGGCAGCUAUCAACAAACAAAGAAUGUGCCUACUUUCACGAGGGAAGGGGAGGCGAACUGUUAGUCCAGUGGAAGCCAAAAAUUGAUAGUGUCGGAAACUUUUGUCAAGUUUUACACAUCUUUUUAUCAUUUUUUUGUUCUCUUCUUUAAAGUCUUUUUUUGAGAUUGUUUUCAGGUAUAUACUUUUUAGCUGAGUUGUUCGGAAUCAUGGGAAAUAAUUGUGGCCGAGGAACAUCCUAUGCAAGCAUUGCAAGCGAUGAUAUACCUUUUAGUUCACUUGUGCACGCUUCGUUUACUUUCAAAGCUUGUCAAGGUUUAUGUUUCAAUGUAUUAUACUUCACUGUUUGACGUAUCGCGCUAUUUUCUGCUUAUCGUGACUACUGAAACAAGAGAAAUCAUUUGUUUUCUGGCGGAAGCGUCUUGUUGGCGUGCUAUCAUCUAUUGCCUCGAAGUCUUUUGAAGGGUCGCAUUAUGUUCCACAAUCACGAGAAAAGGCCUUUCCAGAAAAAAUUCCGAGAGACAAGUCAAGGGAGAAUUAUUACUAAGAACUACGCCAUGGGGCCCUUAGAAAUUAAUGCACAUUUUCAAUAUGCUGAUUAGAGAUCGCGCUGAGCCUCGCUUCAGUGUUUUCAGAGAACAUUCGCCAAACAUAUUUGCAUUACCACUCAAAACUAAUGACGCGCAAAAUAUUCUCUUUCAGUCGGUAAACAGAAGAUUCCUUCAUGGGUUAACUGCGGGUCACCUGCGUUAGAAGCAGUGCUGUAAAGCGUUUCCAUUUGAAGGAUUAUCUCGUCAUUUAGUAUGUGCUAAUUACCUUUUUACGUUCCAGGAAAAGAUGCUAGGCCCAGUUGUUUUGGUUGCUGUUGCCAUCCUGAUCCUCAGAGUAGGAGGCGGCCUUCGGCCAACGCAGUGCAACUUAAUCUAUAAAAACGCUUGCCAUCAAUACCGAGAAACGGGAAAUCAUGAAAUUAUGUGCCGCGAAAGCGCACAACAUAAGCUUUGUCAACAAACUUGUAACAGCGGUAGUUGUCGUUUGCAUUGCCAUACUUCAAACUCGUGCACUCAGCGAUGUGUGGCUGGCCGUUGUAACAACAUCUUUUGUAAAUCCAAGUAUUGUAGACAAGAUUGCACAAGAGGAAGCUGUCAACUGAUGGAUUGUGGUGGAGAGACCUGCAGACAGAAGUGUCUUAUGGGUGGCUGUAACAUGCUCUGCUCGAAAGGAGCCACAACCUGCACACAGUGGUGCGAAUUGGGAAAAUGCACAAUGCGUUGCCCUCCUGGCGUAAAGUCAUGCGAGCAGACUUGUAAUGGCGGAAAAUGCAACAUGAUUUGUAAUGCAGAGAAAUGCAAACGUUCUUGUAGAGGAGGAGAAUGUACUUACGGUGCGGAAGUUACUCGAGGUUUAGAGGCAGUACUUGGUGCACCACGAUACAUUUACUGCAACGACGAUCUCAGAGAGAGUAUUUGUAUGCAGACUUGCUCUGAGGGAAAUUGCGACAUGAAAUAUAAAUAUAGCCAUCACAGCUCGUUACUGCAGGUGUGCGCGGGAGGAAGUUGCCAUUUCGACUGCAAAGCUCCCCGUAAAUGCACCCAGGUCUGCAUUGGAGGAAAAUGCAUGAAAUACUUAUGCAACUCAAGAGUAUGCAUUCAGGAAUGUGUCGCUGGGGGAUGCACGAUGGAAUGCGAAGCAGAAACAUGUCUUCAGACAUGCAGAGGAGGCGACUGUAGGAUGAGUUGCAUGUCGAAUGUUAAGCAAUGUUUCCAGUGGUGUCCUGGAGGCAACUGUAUUCUUGGAUGUGAAGCAGAACAAUGCAAACGUUACUGUCAGUCUGGAAGCUGUGUUACUCCUGCCCAAGCUCCCAAACUCCAGGCAAUCGCAAGGAGGGUUAGAUGUUCAAUGUUAACACGUGAAUGUCAUCAGCAGUGCCCACAGAAACGAAGCUGUUCAUUUCUUGGAUGGCUACAUUAUGGCAUUUUCCGAUCAAUAAAUCAAAUUUGCAAUGAAGGAGACUGCCGGAGAAUGGAGUGCCGAGCAUCCAUUAAAUGUACACAAACUUGCAACGAUGGAGCCUGCUACUCAAUGGCUUGCACCUCAACUAAUUGCUUACAAGACUGUGCGGGAGCUAACUGCAAUAUGGAGUGUAAAUCUGAACAUUGCACCCAGAUUUGUCGCGGAGGGGGAUGCCAAAUGAAAUGCGCUGAGACAGUUAAAACAUGCAGACAGUCUUGCAAUCCUCAAAAUUUGAACUGCCAGUCUAUUUGUCUGGCAAAAACCUGCUCGGUUACUUUAAUGUAA
Messenger RNA from Pocillopora meandrina, 9386 nucleotides. The record is from the annotation of a GenBank genome assembly. Lineage: Eukaryota; Metazoa; Cnidaria; Anthozoa; Scleractinia; Pocilloporidae.